AUUGAGACUGGGCAAGAUAGCUGCGUUCAUAUUUGUUAAGGGCAACAAGGGUCAGGAAUAGGAUCUGCAAACAUGGUGUUUCUUAGUUUGUCCCGCUGGAUUCGAAACAGAGGACCGGAUCGGUACUGGAGAGUGCAGGAAGUUCUUAAGCAUGCCAGACAUUUUCGUGGCCGAAAGAACCGCUGCUUCAGCUUGGCAGUGCGAUCUGUUCGCAGAGCUUUUGUUGCUUCUACAAAGGCGAAACAUGCCAGGAGAGGAAUUAUGCGGACGCUCUGGAUAAGUAGAAUUGCAGGAGCAACUCGGGAACAUGGUCUCAAGUAUCCAGCUCUAAUACAUAAUCUUGUAAAAUGUCAGGUGGCUUUAAACCGUAAGGUGAUUUCAGAUUUGGCCAUUCAUGAACCCAAAACAUUUAAAUCAUUAGCUGCCUUAGCAAAAAGGAGGCGAGAAGAAGGUUUUCUUUCAGCACUUGGAGACGGAAAAGAACCUGAAGGAAUUUUUUCACGAGUAGUUUAUUAUCACUAGCUCUAAGAACUGUGCAACUUUUUUUUUUUUUUUUUUCCUCAGCAGAGGAUUCCUAAGAAACCACAGAGGUGCAUUUAUUUUGUAUUCCUACAUAACUUUUUGUGCUGACUGGCAAUGAGUUAUUCCAAUAAAUUUAUAUAAGUAACAUAAAUAAGUUAUUUGAAUAUGUUAAUAUAAUUCCUUUGACAAAUUAUUGUUAAACUACUACAUGAAAUGAGGAGCAUAUUAUGGUGUAUUCCUGUGACAUGACAAACCUUUUUGUGUGACAUUGAAUGAAGGGACAUUUCUGCGCAAUUUUUUUGUUUGUUGUUUUUUUCCAUUUAAAAAGGGCAUCUUAAAAUGUGUUAUUCUGUGUGUGGAAAAUGGGAGUUCUUGUGCUGAAUAAAUAUUUUUUCUUAUGCAUGUAAGAAAUAUCUCUCCUACAAUUUAGAAUUGGAAACAACAAGAAUGGAUACUAUAGUUUGAAACUUGCAUUUCUGCUAUUUUAAAUUUAUAUUAAAAAUGGCUUUCAGUUUUAUUAA
Molecule: messenger RNA, 1043 nt
Organism: Bombina bombina (fire-bellied toad)
Lineage: Eukaryota; Metazoa; Chordata; Amphibia; Anura; Bombinatoridae
Gene: MRPL20
Product: mitochondrial ribosomal protein L20
Exons: 4
Coding region: 73-522 (149 amino acids)
Biological process (GO): ribosomal large subunit assembly; translation
Cellular component (GO): ribosome
Molecular function (GO): rRNA binding; structural constituent of ribosome
Source: RefSeq, a predicted model, not a curated record